AGAGACAAACAGAUCAAUAAGUGCUACCUGCACCAGUCAAGAACUCACAAUUACCGUCGGUGCCUGAGGAGAAGAUGACAUUUGAAAAGAUUUCUCAAGAUUUCAGCACAGAUGGCCAUUCAGUCUCUCACCGUCAAAGAUUUCGACAAGGUCUGUUUGCAGAUGGAAGCAGACCUGCGUUUCCACACCACCGACUGGUUAUACUGAGUCUGAGCCUGCUGAAUGCUGUUCUGCUGAUAGCUGCUGUUGUCACUGGGAUCUAUUGUGUCAAAGCCAAAGACUUUCAGGUUUCAGAUUCAUCUGUUUCACCCUUGUUGAUUGAAAUGAACCAUCUCCGCAACCACAGUGGUAUCAUCAAAGAGAGGCUGGAGGCCCAGGCAAAACUGGUGAAAGAGCGCACCAACCACGUGCAGCUAAAGCUCCAGGUGAAGCAGUUGAAGGUCGAAAAUGAUUUGCUUCAGCGACAAAUUGAGACACUAAAUGCAGCGAAAUCAAAUCUCCAGACAAAUAAAACUCUCUUAGAGGAAACCUGCGGCAGAUGCCCAACAGGAUGGCUCCUUCUUAAAACAUCCUGUUAUUAUUUUUCUCACCAUGAAAUAAACUCCAGAAAGAACUGGACGGAGAGCAGACAAUACUGCAUUAAUCAGGGCGGUGACUUGCUUGUCAUCAAUAACUUGGAGGAGCAGCUCCUCAUAACCGACAACUUUCAAAAAGUGAGCAGCUCUGGCGUAUGGUGGCAGAAUGGAUACUGGGUCGGCCUCACUGAUGUGGUGACAGAGGGAACGUGGGUCUGGGUUAACAAUGUGACCGAGGUGGAUUCAAUGUACUGGAGAAGUGGGCAGCCCGACAGCUCUGCUGAGGAGAAGAAGAACUGUGCUGCUUUUCUUUUCUUUACCGAUAAUGUGAAGACGUGGUACAAUGUAGAAUGUAGCAGCAAACAGCUGAACUGGAUCUGCGAGAUGGAGCCAAAGCAAACCACAAGGGGACCUCAAUGAUGAUGUUUCAAAAUAAUAAUAGCAAUAAUGUCAUAAAAUCUCUCAAAUAAAUUAGCUGUAACUUGACAUGUGAAAAAUCGUGUUAUACACUACUGUAAGUGACACGUUUUCGGUUUUUUUGUUUUUAAAGUAUUUUGACAAAACUCAGCAUAUUCAGUUGUAUAUGGGGGAAAAAUGUCUGCAGUAUCUGGUCUGUAAUGAUUUUAAGAUGUUUAAUGCUUAACUUGAUAAAAUAAAAAUUCAUCCUUAAAGAAUA
Molecule: messenger RNA, 1251 nt
Organism: Maylandia zebra (zebra mbuna)
Lineage: Eukaryota; Metazoa; Chordata; Actinopteri; Cichliformes; Cichlidae
Product: C-type lectin domain family 10 member A-like
Source: RefSeq, a predicted model, not a curated record